AUUUAUAAAAUCACGAGGUUCGAACUCAUCAUCACAUAUUUCCAAUCAGACAUCACGCAGUCGAACACGAUCGAAUUCCAUGGCAGGUAUCAGAAUUCCGAGGGAAAAAUAAAUUAGAAUAAUAAUUAGAAGAAAUGCUGACGCAAUUCGGCGCGACGGCGGAGUCGCUGAGCAAGGCGUCGACGAUGGUGUUCCGGAUCGGCACCGACGCACACCUCUACGACGAUCCCGAUGACGUCAGCAUCGUGCCGCUCCUCGACAGUAAGUUCGAGUCCGAGAAAUGCGAGGCGCUCAAGCGCCUGCUCGCGCUCAUAGCUCAGGGCUUCGAUGUCUCCAAUUACUUCCCUCAGGUGGUGAAAAACGUGGCGUCUCAAUCGGUGGAAGUUAAGAAGCUGGUGUACCUGUACUUGCUGCAUUACGCUGAAAAGCGACCGAGCGAAGCACUGUUGUCAAUCAACUAUUUUCAGAAGGAUUUGGGGGAUCCGAAUCCGCUGGUGAGAGCAUGGGCGCUCCGUACCAUGGCAGGGAUUCGCCUGCAUGUUAUUGCGCCCCUUGUUUUGGUGGCUGUGGGAAAAUGUGCGCGAGAUCCAUCUGUAUAUGUUAGAAAGUGCGCUGCAGUUGCGCUUCCAAAGUUGCAUGAUCUGCGCUUGGAAGAACACACGGGUGCAAUUGAAGAGAUUGUCGGAAUGUUGUUGAAGGACAACUCUCCUGGAGUAGUUGGCGCUGCUGCUUCGGCUUUUGCUUCUAUAUGUCCCAAUAACUUCUCUCUGAUUGGAAGAAAUUACAAAAGAUUGUGUGAGAUUCUUCCUGAUGUGGAAGAAUGGGGUCAGAUUGUCUUGAUCGGGAUUCUCUUAAGAUAUGCAAUUGCAAAACAUGGGCUAGUUAGGGAAUCCCUAAUGCUGUCUUCUAAUGAUCUGGAAAAUCAGAGUGUGGAGGAGGAUGAUCCAGAACCUCAUCUUAUGGUAAGAAAACCCUUAGGCGGUGCCGGCUUUGACAUAUGUUCUGAGAUUGCAGAUAUAGUCGCUAGGAGUUACCUUGAAGGACCGGAUAAGUAUUUAGCUCAGUUGGGGCAUGUAAAUCAAGAUUCCAUUGGAUUGGAUGAUUCAUGCAUUACAUCUGCAAAAAGCAAUGAUGAUGUGAAGAUCUUGUUGCAGUGUACAUCACCAUUAUUAUGGAGCUAUAAUAGUGCUGUUGUGUUGGCUGCUGCUGGGGUUCACUGGAUUAUGGCACCAAAGGAAGACAUUGGGAAGAUUGUUAAGCCUUUGCUAUUUCUGUUGAGAUCAUCAAGCUCCUCAAAAUAUGUGGUCCUUUGCAACAUUCAGGUCUUUGCCAAAGCAAUGCCAUCUAUUUUUUCUCCUUAUUACGAAGAUUUCUUCAUCAGCUCUUCGGAUUCAUAUCGAACAAAAACUUUGAAGCUUGACAUACUUUCCACUAUAGCUACAAAGACUUCAAUUUCCUCUAUAUUUCUGGAGUUUCAGGAUCAUGUUAGAGAUCCGGAUCGGAGGUUUGCUGCUGAUACUGUUGCUGCAAUUGGUUUAUGUGCACAAAAACUCCCUGAUGUCUCCAACACAUGUUUGGAAGCGCUAUUAUUUCUGGCUUUGUCAGAAUCUUCUAACAGUGCUGCGGCAUUGAUGGGUGAAGAAGAAAUUUUAUUAGUUCAAGUAAUCAAGUCUAUCAUGGCAAUCAUAAAACAAGAUCCUCACAGUCAUGAGAUAGUUAUUGUUCAUUUGGUGCGAAGUUUGGAUUCAAUGUCUGCACCUGCAGCACGUGCAAUGGUCAUAUGGAUGCUGGGUGAAUACUGCAACAUUGGAAACCUCAUGUCUAAGAUGAUACCGACAAUAUUUAAGUACCUUGCUCAACGCUUUCGCUCAGAAUCAGUUGAAACAAAGCUGCAGAUUGUUAAUGCUUGUGUCAAGGUCCUACUACAUGCCAAAGUGGAAGAUAUGUCUGAACUGCGAUUAGCCAUAAGUUAUGUUCUUGAACUAGCCAAAUGUGACUUGAAUUAUGAUGUUCGUGACCGUGCUCGUGUUCUGAAGAAUUUUUUGUCACACUGCAAGGGGUUCAAUUAUUUGGAAGUAGAGAACCAAACCGAGUUCAAUGAUCUAACAUAUGUAUUUGCUGAUUACAUAUAUGGGGGAACCAAAAAAGUGCCAUCCGAAUCAUUUAGUUAUCGGUUUUAUCUUCCUGGUUCUCUUUCACAGAUAGUACUUCAUGCAGCUCCAGGAUAUGAACCUCUCCCAGAACCUUGUAGUUUUGCAGAUGAUGAGACCGGUCAUUCCCCGACUGAUGUGCAUUACGAUCACGAAUCAAAUGAAAUUGAUGAUUCUGAUGCCAUGUCAGGUUCUCUGGAUGAAGAGAACACUUCUGAUUACAGUUCUGGUUCUGUUUCUGGUGGUGGUGGUGCCAGGUAUUAUAGUGCAUCAGAUAGUGGGGAAGAUGAAGAAGCUGGUACAUUAAUUCACCUUUCAGAUGAUGCUCCUGAUUCUAGAGAUCGUGUCGGAGUCUCAGUAGAGAAUGCUUCGUCUGGAUUGAUGGAUGCGGGUGAAUUAAUGUCCAAAAGAGCUCUUGAGUCUUGGUUGAAUGAGAAUUCGGGUUCGGGCCAGAAUUCAUCCAAUCUGGGUCAUGUUCAGAGAUCAUCGGCCAGAAUCUCAAUUAAGGACAUUGGUCAGCUAGUUAAACCUAAGUCAUACACACUUCUAGAUCCUUCGAAUGGGAAUGGGUUAAGUGUAAUUUAUAGAUAUUCUUCUGAGGUGUCAAAAGUAUCAUCUCCAGAACUGGCAUGCAUACAGGUUUCUUUUAGGAACAAUUCAGAAGAGCCUAUGUCCGAUAUAUUCCUUUCUGAAGAGAAAUCUAACCCAAGUCCAGAUUCUUCAGAGAAAUCCAGUUCACCGAGUGAAAGUGUAUCGGUGUCUCACGGUGAAGUGGCAACACUAUUUCCCAUGGAAGAGAUAGGCGUACUCAAUCCUGGUCAAACAACAGAUAGAGUUCUCCAGGUCCGCUUCGAACAUCAUCUGUUGCCUUUGAAGCUGGUUUUAUCAUGCGAUGGCAGAAAGCAACAAGUGAAGUUACGACCCGAUAUUGGUUACUUUAUUAAACCUCUGCCGAUGGAUAGUGAAUCAUUUUUAAAGAAGCAAUCUCAACUUCCUGGGAUGUUUGAAAAUAUAAGGAGGUGCACAUUUUCAGAGCAUAUAAGCCAGCGGAAUGAUAAAGACGAACCUCCACAGAAAGACAUUUUUCUGAUGAUAUGUGAGACGUUGGCACUGAAAAUGCUUAGCAACGCAAAUUUGUAUCUCGUGUCCGUGGACAUGCCUGUUGCCGCCAAGCUUGAUGAUCUAUCUGGUAUAUGCCUACGGUUAAGUGGUGAGAUCUUGCACAAUUCUAUCCCUUGUUUAGUCACUCUUACUUUGAAAGGAACUUGUGCCGAACCACUCGAAGUAUCGGUAAAAAUGAACUGUGAAGAGACUGUAUUUGGUCUGAAUCUGUUAAAUAGGAUUGUAAAUUUCUUGGCAGAGCCAACACAGUGAUGGUACAAUUUUGGAUAAAAAACUGAGCUGUGCUUUAAUUUUUUUUUUUGGCACAUACAUUUUUCUAGCUUUGAUUAAUCUGUUUUGCCUUUUGCAAUGUGAAACAGUCUCUUAAAAAUUAAUUUUCUGGCA
Messenger RNA from Salvia miltiorrhiza (redroot sage), 3656 nucleotides. RefSeq names its product AP3-complex subunit beta-A. The record is from RefSeq and is a predicted model, not a curated record. The transcript has 11 exons. Lineage: Eukaryota; Viridiplantae; Streptophyta; Magnoliopsida; Lamiales; Lamiaceae. Gene Ontology annotation, cellular component: membrane coat; AP-3 adaptor complex. Gene Ontology annotation, biological process: vesicle-mediated transport; intracellular protein transport. Bases 135 to 3524 code for a protein of 1129 amino acids.